UUAUCCACGGAAACUUGACAUUUAUCUUUCCUUGCAAACCAAGCGUAAACCGUCCUACGGUUUACGGGCUUUUGGUUAAGAAAUCGUAAGUGGGCUUAGAGUCAUGUAUUAGGUCUCUUUGGGCCGUCUUUUGACUCGAAACGUUUAUUACGACUUCUUUCGAUAAAAACGAAUUUUCCGCGAUUUUUAUCGUAAAGUUCGAAUGAUGACUUCGAAUGACGAGAAACAUGAAAUGGGUUUGCUACGGUCUUCAGGAGAUAGCAUUAAAGGGUAGAAGAGAAUGCAUGGAUUUGCGUCGUAUCGACGUUUCGGAAAAGCUCGGUCGCUACGUAGCGACUGAAAGGAACGCGUACUCGGUCGCUACGUAGCGACCGAGUGGUCCAUCAGGCUCGGUCGCUACGUAGCGACCGAGCUUGGCUUGAGCUCGAUCGCUAGUGAUGGAGCGGGACGGAUGCUCGGUCGCUACGUAGCGACCGAGCUUGGCUCGAGCUUGGUCGCUACGUAGCGACCGAGCUUGGUUCGAGCUUGGUUGCUACGUAUCGACCGUGCAGUGUGCAUGUGCGGUAGUUGCGUAGUGACUGAGCUUGGUUUGUCCGUGUUCCGAUCAUCACACCCGAAACUAUCCGUGAUUGGCUUAGAUACGUUUCCGUUACCUUGGGACAGCGUGUGUUUGAUCCAAACUGGAUUUGAUCAAGGUUUUAUCUCGAGAACAUAUGUCGCGACAUUCUUUUUACCAAGUACAAUUUGUCGCGGAAAGACACUCAUACUUGUAUUUCGCGGAGGUUGCGAUGUUAACUUUGUCGUAACAGUUUUCGACCCCAACACUUAAGACAUUGGUAGAUGACACUUAUCAGCCUUUGGACAGAGGUUAUAAUGAGCUUUUCAGAUGUAUGGCAGAGCUGAAGACAUAGAUUGAGAGUAUGCAGCACAACCUUGAGAAAGAAGCUACGACAUCAACAUCGAUCGACGACAACAAAGCAACAUCGAUCGACGUCAAGCCACAAACAUCCCAGAUUCCUGCAGAACCGGAAAGUUUAGCAGAUAAGAAGGAUGAAUGGGAGAUCGCAUACAUCAACACGAGGAUUAAUGACGUUUACAACCCUCUCAACAACAACGUGGACUGGUUGAGCACGAGAAUUGAUCUGGUACAGGAAUAACUGGACACCAUUCGCAUGAAUGAUCCACAACCAGCCACAUCGAUCGAUAUAUGCAACAUCGAUCGACACAAGGUUCGCAGCAAUAGAGGAUAUGUUGAAAUCAUAUGAGGAUAUGCAUGACCGUUUCACCUCACCUAUCAUGCACUACUUGGACACCUUGUCUACACAGAUGACGAAUGUCCAGAAGGAAAUUGGUAAGCUUAAUGAUCAACACGGUUUUCAGGAAGAAGGUUCAACAUCGAUCGAUAGGUUCCGCAGGACAUCGCUCGACGGCAAGAAACCUACAGAACAUCUUCCCUACACAGCAUAGGCAGUUGUCAGAUUACAUCAAAGCUUUACAAAAUUAUAGACACCGUGGAGGACCGACUUGAGAAGCGGUGUGAUAACAUAUGCUUUCCAUUCGACGUCAAAAUCAGUGGACUAUAUAGCCAAGCAGAAUGGCGACAUAAGGAAGUCAAAGCCAUUCAAAGGCAACUCGCAUCUCAACACCAGAUAUCAGCAUCGAUCGACGGAGCACACUCCAAAUCGAUCGACAGUGCUACACCAGCAGCGGUCGAUAGACACCUGGUCGCAUCGAUCGAUACCACGUCCAUACCAGACGACGCACAGCUGAUACCAAACUACAUGGAGUCAAUGCAAGAUCAACUGAACGAGCUAUCAGAAUACACCUACAGCAAGAUAAGCUGUUAUCAGUUCAGCAUUGAAGACAUCCUAGAAAGGCUACAGAACAUCUCAAAUGCAGUACAAAAGAUGGACGGGAGAUGGACCAAAAAUGAUGAGGCCACAAGAAGUUUCAUUGCAGCUUGGUCAAGAAUGUGCAGAGAUGAGAUGGAUGCUUGUUUCCCAACAAGUAGUUGUUUUUCCACCAACUAGCCACAUACCUCCAAAGUCAAGCUAAAUGACUAUAACAAAGCGCUGAGUGGGAGGCAACCCACUAUUAGGUAAUUUUAAUUAGUUUGUUUAGUUAUUGGUAUUUAUGUUUGUUUUUAUUCUUUCAGAUUUAUUGCAAGACCCAAUUAGGAUGACUACCAACAUAUCGACCGUGGACGAGACGUCGACAUCGAUCAACACACACACACACACACACACACGACGAUCGUUGCAUACCUAUGCACAUCGAUCGAUUCCCACUCCAGUCAGGUUUAUCUUCCUAACUUGUUACAUUUGUACUUAUGAUUUAUUUCCACCAUAACUCCGACUGUGUUACACUGGGACAGUGUAAUUUAAGUAUGGGGGGAGGUUUACUAAUAUGAUUUAUUCUGAUUCUUAUAAAAGAUUUUUUAUAAAUUAUGCUUAGCUAUGUGAAAGGGACUAUGAUUUUACUACUUGAAUGUCUAACCACUCUUUAGCACCAUUCUAGAUUUACUGAUUGCAGAUAGUACUAAGAUGAUAAAGUGGAUCAACCUGUCAACUAUACACACUUGCCUUGAUUGUUUGCUGACCUCCAAUACUAAACCUGACAUAACCGCUUGUCUUGGGCUUGGUAUAUAUGGGAUCAGAUCCUUCAGACAAGUCUGGAAGGUAAAGCCUUAUGUAGAUUUAUUUAUCAUUUUCUCUCUCUAUUUCGACCCUAGAGUAGUUAGUAUUAGUAUUAGUUUUUAUUUAAAAAAAAAUAUCCAAAAUUUAUUAUUUAAAUAGGACUUAGGAUUUAGUUAGGAGGAAUCUGAACAGGACUUGCUAAAACCAUUAAGGCUUGCUUCAUAAAGAUUCCAAAUAAAGAAUUCAAACGGGACUUGGAGGUGGCAAUCUUCAAGGCUCGCUUCACAAAGAAUUCUUGGAUAUAGGUCAAAAAGAAGUGAACAGGGCUUGGCGGUAACCACCAUUAAGACUUGAUUCAUGGAAGACUGUCUAAUCUUGGUCACUGAUCCUGCAAUGGAAGCAGACUUUGACUCAAGAGAGAAAUUAGAGAGAGAGAAAUUAGGAACUAACUUUUACGUGCAAUUCCAGAUACUUGUCUGGAAUCCUUGCAUCCUGUGAUCGAUACUCCCAAGGUAAAGCAUGCACUUUUAUAUUUAUGCUAAGAAAUGAGGUUAGUAAAUGGGAAUGUCAGACAUGAUUUGCUAAAUUGUAGACUAGUUGAACUUGGUUGCUAAGCUAGGAUAUUGCAUAAUGUGCUUUGUGAUUGGGACUUUAGAUGUGGUUUGCGAAAUUGUAGAGGUGAUGAUUUCUAUGUAUUAUAUCUAUAAGUCCCUGCUGUUUUCAAACCACUUUCAGAGAGACUGCCUGUUUGUUUUGCAUGAGGACAAGCAAAAGGGUAAGUCUGGGGGAGUUGAUAUACCAUGGAUUUGACCCAUUUUCACCCAUGGCAUAUAAGUAUUUUACUAUCUAUAUACUAUAUAUUCUAUCCUAUUAGGUAUGUUUUCAGGUUCACAAGUAUCUUGGAGUAAAGUGAUGAUUAUGGAGUAUUUAGGAGCUUAAAAGAGAUUUCAUCCGAGCUAACCAUUAUAGGUCGAUACGAAGAAGACACAAUCGAUCGAUGCACAUCCAGUGUCGUCGAUCGAUACAGAAGAGAAGCCUCGACGAUUGAAGAUUAAGAUCGAUCGAUGUACAUCAUGUACCAUCGCUCGAUGUCGAGACGCGGAAGCACGACUUGGUUCCAGCGGACUUUAAAUCCAAGACGUCACCAAAUUACAAGAUUACCCCUGACGAGUUUUUAACCUAAUAGAUAUAUACUUGCCUAAAUGUUAGGAGGCAACAGAGCUUUUGGGCCACCCUUGUAUUCUUAUUUUCAGCAGAGAGUUUUAGGAGAGAAGAUCAUAUAGAGAUUUGUGAUUGGAACUCCAUUGAUUCAUCUAUUCUAUUCUAUGCAGUUUUUAUUUAUAUUUUGUGUCAUGAAUUGCUUAGCUAUGUCUGAGUAGUUUACUUGUUAGAUUCAAGGUUCAAAUAGGUUAGAGGGAUUAGCCCCAACUAUAGAUUGCAUGGUUGUGGUAUUCAUUGAUUGAUUGUUCUUAAUGCUUGUUCUAGAUUAGCUACCUAGAAUAUUGAAUCAAGGAAUCUGCAUGAGUCAAGCAUCCUUGACCAUCCAGUCCUAAACCUAAUCUGUCAUACUAGACAACUGGAAAAAGGCUACCUCUGAACUAGAAAGCUAGUGAGCAUUAUCAACUUACGCCUAAGGCUUAACUAGAAGCAUAGAUCGAUAUUGUCUUCUGACAAUCGAUCGAUAUUUGUGAAAGGUGUAUCGAUCGAUAUCCCUAUAGGACCAUCGAUCGACACUUUCUUGUGAUCAAUAUACGACAGUUGAGAUCCAAGAUCUAGUUAGUUAACCAGUGAAACAUUGCCAUCGCUGAUCACUGUGUCUAAGGGGUUGAGCUAUAAUAUAUCAUGCAUGCAACUGAUAAACAUCUAUAGGAUUAUAAUCUCCAACACCCCCAAAUCAUCUUGUUAGUCGAGCAAUACACUUGCUCAAUUAGGAUUGCUAUUUACUUUAAAACCAUAAAACAACAAACACUCAGAAUUAAUAAAAUGAUAGAUUUAAUAGGUUCCCUAGCUCCUUGUGGAUUUGAUCCCUAAGUACUACAAUUGAACCUCUUAUUUGAGAGAGUAAUUCACUCUUUAGGGUAAUUUUAGUGGUAUCAAAUAUGAAGCUACCUCAAAGGUUGACGUCUUCAGAUCCUAACAAAGUAUGCCGCUUAAAGAAGUCAUUGUAUGGCCUUCGACAAGCUCCAAGAUGUUGGUACUCGAAACUCACAAAGGCUUUGCAUGAGUUCGGGUUGUCCCAUGAGUAUGCAAAUCAUUCACUAUUUUAAAGGUUCAUGGUUGUAUUUGUCUUCAUAUUCUGGUAUAUGUAGAUGACUUUGUCAUCUCCUGCAACAAUGGAUUUUACCCAUUUUUAGCCAUGGUAUAUAGAUGUUUUUAAAUACAUAUUAGUUGUUUUGGAGUCUUUUCAAUAUGUUUUUAGGUUUUAGAGUGAUUUGGAGGAAAGUGCUGAAGACAUGUAGCUAACCAUCGACCAGCCUAGCGAUCGAUGAUGAAGGAUGAUAAUCGAACGACAUACACUCUGUGUUUUCGAUCGACGGUGAAUCGCGCAGAGGCCAGAAUUGUUCCAACCGACUUUAAGCCCAAGUCCCACGAGAAUUACCAGAUUAACCCUGGCGAGCUUUAACCUAAUAUUUAUGUGUUCUGCCAUUGUUCUAGGCAACACACGCUUUCUUACUUUCAUACAGCAAAAUACUUAAGUCUUAGGUUUGGAGAGAAGAUCCAAGAACUCCUUCAGAGAUUUGUGAUUGAAACUCCAGUUUUCUACUCUAUUCUAUUUAUGCAGAUUUCUUACUUCAUUGUUAUGACUUGCUUAGCUAUGUAUGAGUAGUUCUCUUUGUUAUAUUAAGGGUUCAGAUAUUCAUGAGGGAUUAACCCAAAAUAUAGAAUUUCUAAGUGUUAGGAUAUGAAUCAAUUAAAUUGUUCUUAAUGCAUCUGUUCUAGAGUAGCUAACUUGGACCUUGCCUAUAGAUAUUAAGGCGCAAGCAGAAGCUUGGUUCUCUGUCUGAAUUAAUUUAUAUUGUGCUAGGAUUGCUAGAAACAAGCGGAAGCUGAUUACUUAAACCUAGUAAACAUGUCAAACCCGUGCGAUAGCGCUCCCUGGAAAGUUCAUCGAUCGACAACUCAUUAGUUAUAUCGAUCGAUCGAUAAUACCCCGUUGUUGGAAUCGAUCGACACUUUCUCAGGACCAACAAGCGACAGCUGAAGUCCUAGAUUCGGUGAUAGAUAGUCUAAAAAUACGAACGUUGAUCAACUAUUCUAAUUGUUUGAGUUCUAGAAUAUCCAUUAUAUGCUUAGUAUCUAUAUCAUUAUAAUCCUGAUUGUCUGAAUAGAAACCCUAAGUCUUAACGCUUUCCAUAUAUGUCUUAAAACCCCAAUCAAUCAAUCAAACAAUUCCUUUUUCACCCCUUCCAUUACUGCUUUAAACCUAUUUGCCUAGCUUAACUACAUAACUAGAUAGAUCUAUUUUGUGCCUUAGCUCCAUGUGAAUUUGAUCCCUAAGUGCUAAACCUCGACCUCUUAUUUGAGAGAGUAAAUCACUCUUUAUGGUAAUUUGACUGAUAUCAAAUUUGGCGCUGUUGCCAGGGAGCUUCGAUCGCUAUUAGAUCAAAUUUAGUUAUGUUUAGUCUAGGUUUUGGUUACUUGCAAAAGCUGAUAAAAAAAUUUCUUGUCUUUUCAGGUGUAUGCCUAGCAGUACUAGAAGCAACAAGGAACAAACACUACUCUUUUCAGAUCCUGCACUUCUAGAACCCACCAUCAGCAAAGGCAAAUGUAACGCAUCGAUCGACAACAACACAUGUUCGUCGACCGACACUCGCCUUCCACCGUCGAUCAACACUAGUCUUCCGUCAACCGUCCCUACCCACCCAAUAUCGAUCGACAUUCCACCUCGGACAUCAAUUAAUACUGAGCCACAAGACAUGGUUGCGACACUAGUUCUAAUUCAGGACGCGACUGGAAACCGGCAUGAAUAGGAGGGUCAUCUGCGUAAUGUAGCAGGUCAUAAGAUAUAUGAUCAGGGGGCUGUAAUCUCUGAUAUUGAUGCUGAUAUUGCAGCUGCUCAAGCUGUAGAUGAGGCUGAUAGACCAAGGACAUUAGCUGAUUACAGAAGGCCAGAUCAAUACUACGAGAACAGAUUUGCGAUCCGUCCUCCAGCCAUCCAGAGGCAAGACUUUGACUCAAAGCCUCAGUAUUCCACACUCGUGGACAGACACCUUACUAUGGGUUAUCACACGAGCAUCCUAUGGACCAUCUGGAGAGGUUCGAGGAUCUAUUUUCUGCUAUUAAAGCCAAUGGAGUCCCUGAGGACUAUCUCUUUUGCAAGCUCUUGAAGUACUCACUUUCUGGAGAGGCUUUGUACUGGCGUAAGCAGCUACAGCCAGAUCUCUCAAAUCAUGGGCCGGCAUCAAGAAUUCAUUCUUAUGUCACUUCUUUGAUGAAGCACGCGCUGAAGACUUGAGGAGCAAGAUUGCUACAUUCACACAGGAGCCCACAGAGUCAUUCAGAAGCUCUUGGAUCAUAUUCAAGUCAUAUCAGAGAGACUGUCCACACCAUGGAUUCAAUAAAGUGCAGCUGCUCAGCACUUUCUUCAGAGGGAUCACGCUGAUAUAUCAGAUGGCUCUAGACUCAGCUAGUGAUGGAAACUUCAACACUAGGAAUCCAGAAGAGACUGUGAGACUUAUUGAGAACUUGGCAUCCAGCAACAUCACCAAGAACACUAAUUUCGAAAGAAUAAAAAUCAACCACUGCCCUAGGGAAAAAGCAGUUGGAUGACGUUAAGGUAAAGCUGGAUAGUGUUCACAAGCUUCUCAAGACACAAAUUAGCUUUGCAGAGGAUGUAGAGGCUGUAGAUGUCGAUAGAAUCAGAGGUCUGGAAACCAGGGUAGAAAAGUGGAUACAACCAGAGUUCAUAGAAAUCAGAAACCCUUCAGCGGCAACUACAACAGCAGAAACAGAGCUUAUGGAAAUUCUUUCUACCAGAACCAACCAUCACAGACUCGAGAGAGCAAAAUAGAGUCCAUGCUCGAUCAAGUUCUUGAAGGUCACCAGAAGUUGAUGGUGAACUUCAAUGGAAAGAUUGAUGUUGUCUACACAGAGCUGAACUCAAAGUUUGAUUCUUUGAACACACAUGUGAGGAAGCUGGAGACACAAGUGGUUCAGACAUGAGACACUAUUAAAAGGAAAGAGGCCUUCAUGAAGGGUAAAGGGGAUGAAUCAUUGAAGCACCACGUGAAUGCCAUCAUGGAUGAUGAUUUCUGGCAAGUAGUUAAGGAGGAAAAGCUUCAAGAGGGAGAUUUCCAUGUCAAAAGCUCCAUGAGUUUCGGCGGUUCACAUUGUUACCGACCGACGCCAAGCUACAAACAUCGACCGACAGAGACGGACAAACAUCGAUAGACAUCAGUUUCUCCACAUCGAUAGAUAGAGGAAGUUGCAUCAUGCGCGACCAUAAGAAUCCUAACUCACAAGGAGUUCGCAGAUAAACACCCUCAUCCACCAAGACCCUUACACAUCAAGAAGUCGGACAUCGACCGACACCAAGAUCCAACCGCUGAUCGUCAUCCAGACUCGACAAACGAUCAACACAACUCACCUAGCAUCGAUCGACGACCACAUCUGACCUACCGAGUGCAGCUACCAAAGAUAGAUGUAGCAUGCCUGGAUGCUAUCUGAAACCCAUCUCAACCUUCAGAACACAUUGCAGAAACUUUGAUCAAUAUUCAAAUGAUGCAUCAAAGCAUAUGCAAGUUGAUCAGACUUCUGAGAGGAGAACAUUGAGGGGAAGAAAGAAAAAGGUUCUUAAGCAUCUCAAGAGAGGAGUCAAUGAGAAGGAGAUGGAUAGUUUUACCAAAAGAGUUCUCAGGAUAUCCUUGGCCAAGCCAUUCGAGGAGGCUUACUUUACCCACAUGUUGUGGAUGUUCUUCAUAAAGACCAAGGAAACUGAGCAAGACAUACAUAGGAUCUUCAAUCAGAUCAGAGAGAAGAUGAAGCAGAGGAUUACACUGAAGAAGAAUAAGAAGAGUGACCCUGGUAAAUUUGCAGUGCCAUGUUUAGUUAAAGGCAUUGAGUUUCCAUGUGCGCUGUGUGACAUAGUUUCAUCAGUCAGCAUACUACCCAAAGUAAUGGCAUGCCAUUUUGAUCUGAAGAUAAAGCCUUCGGAGGAUUCAUUCACUUUUGUGGAUCAUUCUACGAGGAAGUUAGGAGGAAUCAUCAGAGACCUUGAGGUGCAUAUUGGCAAUGUACUAGUUUCAGUUUACUUCCAUGUCCUGGAAAACAAGCACAACAAGAAUCAUUCUCUACUACUUGGGAGAGCUUUCUUGGCCACUGUAGGAGCAGUUUGCAACAUGCAAACUAAUCAGUUAUGUCUAACACUAAUAAAUUUUGAUGUCUACUAUGAUCCAGUCAGAGUUGUGAAGCCACAGACGUCCAACAUUGGCGUUAACACCAGAUUCAUUGCAGCAUGCCACUGCGAUUUUGAGGAUGAAUAUGAGACAGAGUAUUCAGGAUCGAUCGAUAGCCGAACUCCACCAUCGAUCAACAUCGCCAUUCAUGCACCGAUCAACAACCAUCGUCGGUUAAUAUAUCUCACCAAUACACGACUUGAACUUGGAUAUACUAUCCACAUUCUAUCUCGCUUCAUGCAAAAACCACUACUCCCUCACUCGAAAGUUGUAUUAUAGGUGGUUUGUUAUCUCAAAGGGCAGGACAAGGUAUUUUUUUAAAGCGGGUGACUUUUUUAACAUCAGUAUCUACUGCGACUCUUAGGCCUGGGCAUAAAAUCCAGAACCCGAAAUCUGAACCGAACCCGAACCGAAAAACCAGAUCCGUUAUCCGAUCCGAAAUGUAAAAAUACCCAAAACGUGUCUUACAGGGUGGUACAAAAACUAUCCGAACCCGAAGUGUUAUUAACCAAAACCGAACGGGUAACCCGAAAAAUCCAAAAUUAAUAGUCAAUAUAAGUAUUUUGAAACAUAUAUAAGUGUUUCAGUUAUAAAACUUAAUAUUUGUGGUGAUAUGAUAUAUAAAAAUAAAUAUUAAAAUUUUAAUAAAUGCUCUAAGUACACAAUUAGUUAUAAAUAAGUACUUUACAAUUUGUUCAUUGAAAUAACAAGUCUAUUAUGUAUAAGAUAAUGCAUAUUUUUGCAAAUAAUGUUUAUUUUCGUGUUUGAUUUUACAUUUUAUUUUUAUUUUGUCAAUUUUAUGUGUGAUAAGAUUUAUUUUAAUUUAAUUUAAAGGUUUUUCUUAAUAUUUUGUUUUUUUACUUUGGUUAUAUCCGAACCGAACCGAUAUAACGCGAAUCCGAACAAUAUAUGGUUACUUUACGGUUUAGGAUGCAAUACAAUUUUUAACCGAACUCGAAGUGUUAUUAACCGAAACCGACCCGUACAAAUAAAAUUUUAGUAUGGGAUCUAGGAGCGUAAACCCAAAAACCCGAAAACCCGAAAAUCCAAAAAACCUAAUCCGAACCCGAACGGGUACCCGAACGCCCUAUUAGACAGCUUGUUUGUUGGGCUAGGACGUUAAUUUUCAUAGCUUUUUUUUUGGUGAUGCCCUUCUAUUUUGUAUAGUGACAAAUUUUUGGGUCUGAUUCCGUGCUAUAAAUAUUUUAUUUGGAUUAUUGAAUUGCAUAAUUUAUAUAUUCAGAAAAAUAAAUAAAAAUAUAAUUUACUCUAAUUAAUAGACCCAUACAACUUACAAACAUGCUAAAAGAAAUAAAAUGUUACUACAAUAGAUCCAUAGCAAAUAAAACACACAAUGAAAGCAAACAAUUAUAGAACCAUGCCAUUAGUUUUGACGAGCACCCUUGCCUCGUGAGAACUUUCCUUGUUCUUGUUGUGGGCUUCUUACUGGAGCUGAGUUGCGUGCAAACAAGUCUCGGAAACAGUUCCGGAACAUUCGGUCGAUGACCAUGGUAUAUUACCCACUUUUAGCCAUGGUAUAUUAGUGUUUUAGGAUAUAAUUAUUUUGUUUUGGAGCCGUUUUAGCAUAUUACAGGUUCAGGAGUGUUUUUGAGGAAAGUGGUGAUUUUGGUACAUUUAAGAGAUAAAAUAAGAGGAAGCCCGUAGCUGACAAUCGAACCAGCCCGGAGGUUGACAUUCAGAGAUAAACAUCGAUCCACGGUGAAGCACGCAAGACCCGACUUUGUGUCCAGCCGACUUAAAUACUAAGUCACACACAUUUAUAGGUAUACCCCUGAUCGAUUUUAACCUAAUAUUUAUGUGCUAUGCCAUUGUUCUAGGCAACACAUGCUUUCAUAAUUUUUUACUUUUCACGGAAAACAUAACUAAGGGUUUUUAGUAGUUUGGAGAGAAGAUCCAAGACUCUUUUAGAGAUUUGUAUUGGAACUCUAGUAUUUCUAACUCUAAUCUAUUUAUGCAAUUUCUUCAAUUGUCUGUUAUGAUUUACUUUGCUAAGUUUGAGUAAUUCACUUGUUAGAUUUAGGGUUCAAAUAGGUUAUGAGGGAUUAGCCCAAAAUAUAGAAUUGCUAAGGUGAUAAAUAUCUUUCAAGGAAUUACCUUGAACUUAGAAGAGUGGACAACUACAAUAGUAGGUUAUGCACCAGAAUAGAUUCCCUUGAUCUAGGAUUGCUAGUAACAAGUGACAGUUGAUUUAGAUAAUACUAGUGAACCUAUCGAUCAACUCGCUAAAGCUUGCCUAAGAGAACAUCGAUCGACGCUUUUGCCAUUGCAUCGAUCGACGUUCAAUCCGUAUCAACAAGCGACAGCUGAGAUAUUGAUCUUAGUCAAUGGAAUUGAUUCAACAGCGAAAGCUAGAAAAAUUUCUCAUAAGAAGUCGAGUUUUGGGAUUGACAACCUAAGUAUUCUAUACCUAUAUAAUCAUGAUUACCUGAAUAGAAACCCGAGAUAUAGUUCUUUCUCAUAAUUGUUUACAACCUCAAACCAAUCAACUGAACAAUUGCCUUGUUCGCCCUGCUUCCAUAUUUACUGUUUUAAUAAUUUACCUAGCUUAAUCACUACUGAUUAGGAUCUAUUGUGUGUCCUAGCUCCUUGUGGAUUCAAUCCUUAAGUACUACAACUGAACCUCUUAUUUGAGAGAGUAAAAGUCACUCCUUAGGGUAAUUUGAGUGAUAUCAGUUGUACUUCAUGUAGAGUGUAUAUACCAUAUCACUUCCCAAGUGUUAUAUGGUUAACUGGACUUUUGUUGAUGUGAAUGUUGCUGCAGGGCGGGUUGUUUCAUCUGAUGUUGAUAAGUUAAUUAAUGGGAUUUUAGGGCCUAAACCUAUGAAGGUUUUAGUUGAAACUUCAACCAAACCAGACACUAUUUUUUGGAGACGUGCACAUAAUAUGUUUACUAUUGAGGAUGCAGUGGAAGAAAUGAUUACAUGGCAUGCCGAUCAUUGUAUUGUUCCACCAGCAAGAUUUAUUUCGGAGGACAAUGCUCCUAAGGUUAAGUUACCUCAUUCUUUUUAUCUAAAUUUUGUCUUCCUCUGUAGCUGAGUCUUUCUUAUUUUCAAUUCUUUGUUUAAUUUGUUUUACAGAACCUUUCCACAAGUGUAAAUAACACAUGCAAACUCAUGGACUAUAUACAUAAUAAGAAAGUGGUUGUUGUAGGCCGAUGGCAGACUAUAGAACUGAAAGCAUUGGUCAAUGGACUUCCUCUUGGUCCAAAUGCGACAAAAGUGUAUGUGGAUAAGGUAGUAAACCCAAAGGCAUACAUAUGGAGGCCUACAUUUAGCAAGACAACUAUGGAGGAUUAUAUGAACUGUUUGGUAGCAUGGCCUUCAAAUAACAUUUUCUUUGACUCAAGAACACCACAUUCUAAGAAUCAAAAGCCUUCAAAAACCAAUUUCUAAAACAGUAAGUUCAACUUCUAAGAAUCAAAAGUCUCCACUAAGUGCAGCAUCUUCAGCGAAGAAACCAGCAGCGAGUUCUAAAAAUAAGUCUACAAUGAGGACUCUCUGUUGGGGACAAAAACGGUUACGACGAAGUUAAUGUCCAAACGUCCGCAAAAACAAGUGUGAGUGUCCUUCAGCGACGAUUAUGCUUGGUUAAAAAAAUGUCACGACACAAGAUCUCGAGAUAAAACCUUGUUCGAGUCUCAGUUUGAUCAAACACAAGCGGUCCCAAGGUAACGGAAACAUAUCUAAACCAGCCAUGAAUAAGUUCGAGUGUGACGAUCGGAACACGGACAAGUCAAGCUCGGUCACUACGCAACGACCGAACAUGUGCACCGCCUGGUCGCUACGUAGCGACUGAGCUCGAGCCAAGCUCGGUCGCUAUGUAGCGACCGAGCGCGCGUCCCGCUCGUCCUGCUCGGUCGCUACGUAGCGACCGAGCUCGAGCCAAACCUCGGUCCCUACAUAGCGACCGAGCGCACAUCCCGCUCGGUCGCUACGUAGCGACCAAGCUUUCCCGAAACAUCGAUACGACACGAAUCCUUGCGUUCUUGUCUACUCUUUGAGGCUAUCUCCCGAAGACCGUAGUAAACCCAUUUCAUGUCUCUUGACAUUUGAAAUCGUCAAUGGAACUUUACGGUAAAAACCACAGAAAGUUCAUUUUUUAUCGAAAGAAGCCGUAAUAAACGCUUCGAGUCAAAAGACGGCCCAAAGGGACCUAAAACAUGACUCGAAGCCCACUUUACGAUUUCUUAAACAACAGCCCGUAAACCAUAGGACAGUUUACGUUUGGUUCACAAAGAAAGAUAAAUGUCAAGUUUCCGCGGAUAAAUACGAAAUUUUAAUGAUAAUUACGAAGAUCGGGAAAAUGGAAUAUCUCCAUUUUAGGCUAUGACGGCAUAAGGGUAGAAGGGGAAAAGCGUAAACCGACCUAUGAGCGAGAAUAUAAGGAGUCCUAGGCGAGAGGCAUGAGGAGGAGAACUUUUUCAGAGCAAACUUAGCACUUAGAGCAAUUAGGCAACCUUCCGUUUUUCUUAUUUUGAGCUGCGACUCAACUAGGUUUUGCAGUCUUAGGUAGUUAGAACUAGGAAUAUCGCCGACAGAUCUCAUAGCCGAGGCUUCUACCUUCUUGUAACGCUCAUACGCGAAUUCAGAAUAAGACACCUUUUGCUCUUUUUACGAUUUCAUAUAUUCUUAUCGUUGUUAUCUCGUGUUCUGAUUGCUUGGCGUGUGGUAUUAGCAGAUAUCCGUGACCUCUGGGAAACUAGGGUUCUCCUAAUUUCCUAAUUUAAACGGAAAUCGACAGUGCGAAUUUUGGUUCUCACAGUUUGGCGCUAGAGAGAGGGGGGUACGGAUCAAUCUAACUCUCAACCACAUCACGCUCAAACAGACAUGUCAACUGACGACGUGGACAACGUGCAAACUCCUCUCAACGGAGGCAGCACCACUGAUCUCCACACUCCAGCAGCAGACGUAUCCGCGGCCAACGCACCAGCCAGAGUUUAAAAAGAUGUGCCACCUAUGAAAAAAGGUCGGAAGAACAGGAUAAGCUUGUAAGCACCUUGACCAAACAAGUCGAAACCUUAACGGCAAGGACUCGAGCAAUCCGUCGCUGUGGAACCAUGAAAGUUCACGUUGAAAGACUCGAGCUCGCAACCCCACUCGACAGGCCUGGAACAUCGCGGGAACGACCUUCGGGCCAAAACCCUAGCGAAAAAUCCCCUGCCGAAAAAGGAACUCUGAGAGUCCUCCACCUCCCGCGAAGGACUCGGAGGUUAAUGAAGUCAAGCACGUCGACUUGGAUCCCAGCGACUUCUCCAAUGAUACCGAGGAGGACGCCGACAGACAUCCAAGAAGGACCAGAAGCCGAUCUGCUAGGGAAAGCUCUCCGUUCGAUAAGCCAAUGAUGGAAGAGGAGGAAAUCCUCUAUUGGAACGAACAACAAGAGCUGGCUGAAAAGCAAACCGAGAUCACUCACAGUAAACGCCGACAACCUCGGAAAUCUGCUGACGAGAAUUCAGACAUCCGCGAUCUUUGCGAUCACAUCACCAAAACUACGACGGAAUAAAGACCGUGAAAUCCCAGAUCCAUCACACUUCCAGUGCUUCCCCCAGGAUCGACAAACUGUUAGAGGGGGCUCGGAAGACGCCCUUCACCGCUCGCAUCCCCGAUAUGAGGGUAUCUGAUUCGGGAAAAAUCAAAGUACCAAAGUAUGAUGGUACAACUGAUCCUAAAGCGCACCUUCAGGCUUUCCACAUCACGAUGGGAAGGGCCAGACUGAAGGACUGCGAAAAAGACUUUGGCUAUUGCCAUCUAAUCGUCGAGAAUCUGGAAGGAGCGGCGCUCGAGUGGUUCGCACGCCUUAAGCGAAACUCUAUCGAGCCUUCCGACAGCUCGCAUCGGAAUUUCUCGAGCAAUACUCUAUGUUCAUAGAUAGAGAAACUUCCGAUGUCGAUCUCUGGAGUAUGUCCCAGAGGGAAGACGAACCCCUCCGCGAGUUCAACAGCCGGUUUCAGCUGGUGAUGUCCAGGGUCAGCGGGAUAAGGGACAAAGUGGCCAUUGAAGCGCUCAGAAAGACGCUCUGGUACAAGUCGAAAUUCAGAAAGUGGAUAACCCUCGACAAACCGCGGACGACCAGGACUCCCCCCACAAGGCGACGGAUUACAUCAUAAUCGAAGAGGAAACGAAAGUCUUGUCGCAAAAACAUAAGUCGACGAGACCAUCCUCGAAAGAUGUAGCCCAAAAACGAAGAAGAAAAACCCUCGUAACGACAAGUACGUCCAUCACGAGGGGGAAGAGCUCCAAGGGGCGCACAAUUACGCGAUCAGGUCGGAUCAAGGCCGAACCACGGGUAAUACAUGGACUCACAAUCAAGGAUAUGUUGAAAACACCUUCUGCGAGUUCCACCAGUCCCGAGGACACUCCACGACAAACUGCAAAGUCUUGGGAGCGGGGCUGGCCGCGAAGCUACUAGCUGGAGAGCUCUCAAAAGUAACCAGCGUAAAAGAUCUCAUCCUCGAGACUGAUCGCCCCCCCGAAGACGAACAGAAAUCCGCCAGCGGAGAAGUCCCCUCAAAGAAACGAAAUCCGGGGAUAAACGUGGAAGUAGGCCGGACGACAAAGGAAACGACAACAAUCGUCGCAGAGUCAACAUGAUCAUCGGAGGAUCGCAAUACUGCAACGAUACUGUUUCGGCCAUCAAGGCUUACCAACAGAAGGCCGAAACAAGUGCAAACUGGCCUACUCCCCAAGAUGGUCAAAGCAGCUCAAUAACCUUUACGAACGAUGAAGUCGGCGGGAUCGAUCAACCUCACUGCGAUACACUCGUCAUAGAUCUUGUAAUUCGAGAUAUGGAAGUUGGGAGAGUCCUCAUUGACACGGGAAGCACGGUCAAUGUUAUCUUCUGCGACACUCUCAAUCAGAUGAACAUCGAACUCGGAGAAGUAACUCCAACGCCAAAACCACUUACGGGUUUUUCGGGCGAAGUGUGGAUGACUCUCGUAUUUAUCCAGCUGCCAGUCAUGGCCAAGGAAAUCACAAAAAUCGUCGCUUCCGCGGUUGUUGAUCAUCAUGCCAUCUACAAUGUGCUCAUGGGAACCCUGUGGCUCAAUGCCAUGAAAGCCGUUCCAUCUACAUACCACCUCGGCGUCAAAUUCCAAACCCAGAACGGAGUCGCAGCCAUCUGGGGUUGUAAGAAACAGUUGCGGCUAUGCUUCCUCGCGAAGCAUAAGUUAAGACAAAUCACGACUCCUGCAAUGGCAACUCGCAAGCGCACGAAGUAAGCUCAACCUUUGGCCAAAAACACUUCAAAGAAAGACGAUUCGAUAUCAUCUGCUGACGCGAACGCUUCGGACACCGAAACUCAACAUGAUUCCGAAGCAGACACUACGACUCAACCAGAACACCCGGAUAAAAACAUUGACCCUGCCACGGUCACCACGAUCAAGGAGGUCAGCAUGGCGACACCCGCCGAGUAAUAAUACUCGCGGAAUAAAACAGAACUACGAGAUGGCUUGAUCCUCAAAAGAGGUACGUAGGCAGCUAGUCAAAGGACGAGUUCAGCUAUCCCCCUCUCAUAAAAGGGGGGGGGGGGAAAUGGGUACGUAUACUCGUAUACUCUCACGUUUUAAAAGACGCAUCAUUGUAAUCGAGUUUUUUCAAACAUUACUACAAUACGCAUUUUUUUCUUCUUUUAUUAAACACUUACGCUCCAAUUAACGCAAAAAGUCUCAGAACACACUUAGAAAAUCUACAAACAUUAGACUCUUGUCAACGGCCAUAUCCGGUCCAAAUCACAAAGUAGUCAUUCUUCAGCGCCUAAAUUAUACGCACAAUCUUCGAAACAACUGCGAGACGUCGCCAAGUAAAAAAGAAGAAAACUCUGCAAACAAUUGUCAGAACGCGACCAUAAGAACCCGACAAAUAUUUACCCUAAGUUCGUCGAUUGGCCCCGACGAACACGCCAGCCGUCUUAAACAAACGCAACUCGAUCACUCUUUUGAUCCUCGAACAUCCAACACAAGGAUGAAAGAGCGCUACAAAAAAAUCCGAAAUUUUUGUCUAGCACUUCUGGUUGGCUUAAAUAUUAUCUCUGGAAAGGUGCUCGAUUCUUACCACACAAGUCAUAUAAGCCGAGAACCUAUCGCAGACUUUAAAUCGGUACAAAUCAGGUAGAAUCGCAACAGGAAAAUUCAUAGCCGGCUUGUCACCUCAUAAACCAUAAAACCGAGAGUAAACCUAGAUCUUGCCCUAAACCCAUCGCAUUGGUCUCUGACAUCUCAAGACAUGAUAUCUAAACGAUAUGAGAUCCUAAACCAUGUCUCUCCAUUCAUGUCUCAAUGUUCCCAAAAGUUCGUA
Molecule: messenger RNA, 17343 nt
Organism: Brassica rapa (field mustard)
Lineage: Eukaryota; Viridiplantae; Streptophyta; Magnoliopsida; Brassicales; Brassicaceae
Source: RefSeq, a predicted model, not a curated record